This is a messenger RNA of Haliotis rubra (blacklip abalone), 921 nucleotides long. Its product is annotated as mucin-6-like. The record is from RefSeq and is a predicted model, not a curated record. Bases 1 to 921 code for a protein of 306 amino acids. NCBI's taxonomy places the organism in Eukaryota, Metazoa, Mollusca, Gastropoda, Lepetellida, Haliotidae. The transcript has a single exon.
AUGGCAGUGUCUGGGAGUUCAGGAAAACACCCCAUCGUCACUUGUGUUACUAAACGUACUUCUGUUAAAGGAAGCAUCAUAUUAUUAGUUGACCUCACUUGGAUCAAGAAUAAUGUUCAUUCCACCACGUCCACACGUCUCUUCCCAACACGUCCAUACUUCCCCUCCCCUCCCAACACGUCCACACCUCCCCUCCCAACACGUCCACACUUCCCCUUCCAACACGUCCAUACUUCCCCUCCCAACACGUCCACACCUCCCUCCCAACACGUCCACACCUCCCCGCCCAACACGUCCACACCUCCCCUCCCAACACGUCCACACCUUCCCGCCCAACACGUCCACACAUCUCUUCUCAACACGUCCACACCUCCCCUCCAAACACGUCCACACCUCCCCUCCCAACAAGUCCAUACUUCUCCUCCCACUAAUUCCACAACUCUUCUCCCACCACGUCCAAAUCUCUUCAGCCACUACGUCCACAUAUCUCCUCCAGCUUCGCCCACAAUCUCCUCCCACCACGCCCACAAGUCCCCUCCCACUACGUCCACGCCUCUCAUCCCAACACGUCCACACAUCGCCAGUAACAAUGUCCACACAUCUCCACCAACAAUGUCCACACAUCUCCUCCCACCACGUCGAAACCUCUUCAUCAACUACGUCCAAACAUCUCUUCCAGCCACGUCCACGCCCACAAGUCUCCUCCCACAACGUCCACACCUCUCCUCCCACUACGUCCACAGCUCUCCUCCCACUACGUCCACAGCUCUCCUCCUAACACGUCCACACCUCUCCUCCCAACACGUCCACACUUCUCCUCUAACCACGUCCAAACCUCUACUCCCACCACGCCCACACCUCUCCUCCUACCACGUUUUCAUCUCUCCACAUAAGACGUCCACACCCACAAUGUUUGGAUAA